UAUAAAAUUCCAGAAAGAAGUCAGAAAAGGAAAGCAUUUUUGAGUUCAACAUUGAAAAUGAGGAAUCAAAUACUUUCCAAGAUGUUUUUCUUUAUACUUUUACUGUUGUUAAAUUGUUCAAUCAUCAACUGCACAUCCUUGGUGGGAUCAAGAGCUACAGGUCACAGUAAUACCAAUAGGAUCAUUCGUGCAUCUUUAACGGACAAGGAUACUGGUCGUGUUUGGCAAAUGCAAGAAUGGGUUUACUCAGGAAGUCCAAGGGCUGGAAGAAUCGAAAUAAAAUCAGAUGAAAAUGAAGCCAAUGUCUUCUAUUCGUACACAAACUCAAUGGAUAACAAGAAACGUCUCGUUAUUCAUGACAAUGAAUGCGACCUUUACAAUUAUGAUCUCAAAUGGGACAACUUAUUGCCUGGUGUAAAUAAACCUUUAACUAAUCUUAUCCUGCUUUUGGGUCCAUCGGUCUUGGAUCGUUUUAGUGGCUUCGAUUGGGCAAAUGGUAACGAUGAGACUAUCCGAGGUUUAUCUAUGCACAGCGUCUCAACCGAUUUGGAGAGUAAACUCAACAUAACUUUAUUUUAUGAAAAUAAUCUUAACCAAAUGAAUGGCAUUCAGCAGCCAAGUCAGAUUGUAUUCACUGGUCACAAUCCCGAUACUUUAGUUGAAGGAGAAGGCGAGACUCUGAUCUUAGACAUUUAUUUACAAUCACAAACUGAACAAGAAUUGGAUAAACUAGUUCAGGUUACACCUGGAUUUGGUUGCCCAGUAUACCUAAAUGGAGAUGUUGCCUUCCCUGAACUCAAUUCCGUCAAAAUUCAUUUCAUAGCUGCUGAAAUAAAUGAAUAUGGUACAAAAGUUAUAAAAGAGUAUCAUGCAGAUGAAUCCUAUCAGGCUUUGCGACAAGCUCAAUUAUCUAAGUUUGAUGACGAAAAGCUCAUCGAUUAUUCACUUGGUGCUGUUUAUCUUAUAACACAUUAUGGGGGUUGCUUCACAUCAUCUAUUAAGUCAAGUGAACCUGGUAUUGAUGAAAAAGGUUCAUUUUCAAUAGCAAGACUACUCUGGCUACCAAAGACAUUGAAAUAUCUUGGAGAGAUAAUAUUUGAGCAUAGAUCAGGUUAUAAUGUUCACGUUUGGGAAUCCACUGAGACCAAUCGAGAAGUAAAUGGCGAAACAUAUGAUAAAGUGGUGACAAUACAGUAUUUGAGUUCAUCUUACCAAAAUGAUAUGUUCAAAGGCUACAGUCCUGUUGCAGCUUCAAUGAAAUUGUACAGAAAAAAUGAAAAGGGUUCAUAUUAUUUAGCAUAUACAGUUCAUCGAGAUUAUUAUGAUUCCAAUAGUGAUUUACCUGAGUCUGAAUACCGCGCAGCCCUGCAAGCGAUUGAUUGCUCCCAAUCCCUAGGAAAAAGAUUGAAUUUAAAGUUUCAUUUAACAUGCAAAGAUUCUGAUGGAUGCAUUCAAAAGUCGCAAAACGCGGUUUAUGAAAUGAGAGAACUUUUUCGAUCAAGUUUACUUGGACAGUUAGGAAUAUCAUCCAUUCGAGUCGUCGAUAUCGAUUUUAAGUUUCAGAAAGAAGUGAUUGAAGCUGACGUUGCUUUUCUCGAAGCCCCGCAAAUCUCUGAGGUUUUACCAUAUGUGGUUAAAUACACGAGACCACAGUCCAUCAGCAAAUUACGCGAGACUGUUGCUGGUAGCGCUGAGAAGUGUCUUCAAUAUCAUUCAUCAUUCGCUUCUUCUGGGGCAUUUGAUAUUCAAAGUGCUAUAAUCUAUUGUCAGGAGGGAAAUAUUUGUUUCACUACCAAGAACACGACAGAGAUGAACCCAAAUAGCAAGGAAACUUCCUGUUAUAUAUACACCGAUCCAUUUAAAAAACUGAAUAGAUUAGGUCGAGAAAAGCCUUUAUCCGAUUUACACGAUCAUAUACUUGGUUACUUUGGACACAUAACAUUCAAUAUGAAUCUUGAUGAAAAAGCCAAAGCAGUUGCUUUCCAAGUAACCGAUGUCAUUGCUCGAAACGAAGGGGCUAAAGAUCAGAAAAUACCAUUCGAUAUUUUGUAUCAUGACAAUCAAUUCGAUGAAAUAGAUGGUAUUCAUACUGUCAUGGUUCCCGGAGUCAAUCGUUUUGGUGAUUGUUAUCGUGCCUGUUCUCAGAAUGAAGAUAUACCUUGUGAAACAUUUUCAUUUUGCAACGGAAAAGAUAAAAAGGAAUGUGUUGUAUCGAUUUGGUCGGGAUCGCAGAUAAAAAAUAAUCUGACAAGUUAUUCAGAUUGUGAAAUUUAUUCUAAGAAACAUUUGUACGACUAUAAUGUUCGACCUAAUUUGAAAUACAAGCAUCCAACUACAGUGUUUGCGGACACGCGUGAAGAUGAUUGUGCUGCGAAAUGCUAUGCUUCCAACGAUUGUGAUUCAUUUGAAUAUUGUUGGGGUGGAAAGUGUUCUUUUGGUGAUAAUGUGACCUCAGAAGAUACAGAAUUUUAUUAUGGCUGUUUUAUUUAUACUAUCAAAAGCUCUGAAAAAUACAAAGUAACUGGAACGAAGCUUGUGAGUCAAGUUUUGUACACAGAAGUUGAAUUAGAUUUGGAUCAAUGUGCUACUCUUUGUGAUGAUGAUCAAUCAUGUAAAUCAUUCAACUUCUGUCCUAAAGGGAAAGCACCCGCUCAAUGUCAAAUAACUUCAUAUUCAAUAAAAGAUCCCAAGACACAAUCAGUUGAUUCAUCCAUUUGUCAUAACUUUGAAUUACCCGUCAAAUCAAAAGCAGAUGCACUUUCUGAUAAUAUUCAGAAAAGCAAAAUUUCUGGAUUCAGUGGUGGAGGAGUUUUUGGUAUAAUUAUGUUGUUCUUAUUUAGCGGCCUUUUUGCUGGUUUUAUCUGCCCUUAUGUGUACACUAAAGUAAAAUCAAGAGAUGUGAAUAAAUCAAAAGUUGAUUUCGGAUGGUCGAAGCAUGAAGAUGAUGAUGAAAAUCAAACACAAAUUUAA
Tetranychus urticae (two-spotted spider mite) is the source of this 2970-nucleotide messenger RNA. Lineage: Eukaryota; Metazoa; Arthropoda; Arachnida; Trombidiformes; Tetranychidae. The record is from RefSeq and is a predicted model, not a curated record.